Molecule: messenger RNA, 5181 nt
Organism: Tympanuchus pallidicinctus (lesser prairie-chicken)
Lineage: Eukaryota; Metazoa; Chordata; Aves; Galliformes; Phasianidae
Product: actin, alpha skeletal muscle B
Exons: 7
Coding region: 3212-3985 (257 amino acids)
Source: RefSeq, a predicted model, not a curated record
GUUUACUUUUAAUAUAAUUUUCUUAAAGCGUCAUCGAAGACACAGAGUUUGACAUUAUCUUCCUUGCAAAUCAAAGGAAGUCCUUGAAGGAAUCUUUGAGGAAAUCUCAGUAUAGCUGAAAGGAUGGUGCUGUGUGCCUGUACAGGAGUCCAGUGCUAAUCAGGCCUUAGCACUGCUGGAGACGUUUUAAAAAGUAAAUGUUUUUCUUCAGGUAUUUGUGGCAUUUUAGACAGAUAUUUUAUACAUAUAUUUAGUCUUGAAGUUCAAACUGAGACAGAACAUGGUAUGAUGUGAUCGGAAUUGGCUAAAGUUGGAGUUGCAAUUCAUCAGAGGUGUAAUAGAAACACAAAAGAAGGUUAUUUCAGUUGGGAUUGAAACCUGUGAGGUAGUGGAUGAUUUUCCCUCCUCAAUUCUUGCCUACAUGAAUGGACCACGGAUGAUGCCCAUGUUUUGUAUUGCAUAGAAUGCACUCGCUGCCAACUGAAGACCAGAUUUGUGCUUCUCAUCCCUGUACCAACUCUCUAAGCAGGGGACUUUUUCCGCAGAGCAUGUUUUCCCAUUGCUGAUUCCAGUGAGCUUUAAUGCCUGUGUGGUGAUGAAGCUGCUAUAUUCCCUGCCAGGUACUGCAUUCCUGGCAUUUGGACAGCAGAAUGGCACUGUGCAGUGCCUUGCUGAGGGUGCCCAAGAGCAGGCUUGGCAGUGCAGAGUGCUGCUGAUGGGCUCUGGAGUGGGCUAUCUUACUAUGCGAAGUCCUUCUCAUAUUGCAUGCAUCCUGGUCUUUGCAGGGAGCACCUGAAUCUGUGGGAGUGCUGUGUCUGCUUAGGGGCAAAGCAACAACUCAGCUGUGUGUUCUCUUAUAAUUCAGCUGUGGUGUCACAGCCACAAAUUCACACUGGUAGUGCAGGGUGUACCAGGUGAACAGACCAAAGUUAACACAGAAGUAAUGGGAGUCCCAACUUCUUGUCUGGAUGAGAGUUGCCCACCUACUCCUCUAGAUGGAAGCAUAGUAUUUGCAUUUCAUUAUUUCACUGCUUACUGGGAAGAUACCUUGCUCAUUUCUGUAGUGUAGAAUAGGUGGGAAUAUAAUUCCUAUUGUAUUGUUCUUCCUGAUAAUUUUCCUGCUCUGCAUUGGGUGAAAAAGUUUACUAGGUUUGUCUCUGCAACCAGAACUGUUCUGUGUAGAGCACAUAGUGGUGUUUGCUUUCUGGGUAAUGCUUGAUGCUAUCUAAAAUGCAGUCAAGAACAGAAAUUGGGGAUGGUAAAAAAAACAAAAACAAAAACAAAAACUGGCAUGUGCUUUACUGUCUCAUGGUGUAGUGCUGCAGGGUAGCAUAAUGGCUAGAAUGACCUCUGCUAGGGGAGGGGUUUUCCAAGGAUGUUCUAUGGUGGAGAUUCGGGCAGUGCUGUAAUUCAUAUAAUGGUAGGACAAGGCAUGGGUUCUUGUAGUUCAACUUUUUUUUUUUUUUCUCCACUUUAUCAACCAAAUGAGUGAGAGUGGGUUCUUAGCUCAAAAUCACUUUCUUAUGUCAUACAACACCCAAGAUGUCCUAGCUGGAAGAGAUGCCCCCAGACAGAGUUGCGCUCAGUCUAAGGAGUGGGACAGAAAGUGGAAAAGGUUUUCAAAUAGAUGAGCAACAAAUAGCAGAAAAGAACCAUGAGAGAAAGACAGAAGGAAGGGAGAGAUGAGAAUCACAUUGCUAACUUUCAUGAUUGUUGCAAAUAAAUUAAAAAGAAAAAAAAAGUAAUUAUUAUUAUGAUUCUCCCCAACUCAGUUAGACAUAUGAUCACAUGGGAAUCUUCCUACCUAAUUUCUGUACAACAGAAACUGUAUAACAGUUCUGUGUAUGUGUGCACGUACACAGACACAUACAUGCUCUUCUGGCUGAAGGGCACUCAGAAGUGCAUUGUUCCUAAAGUUUGAAUGUUAAAGAAAUAAGUGUUAUGUAUUUUCCCUGGGAUUUCCCAAAACAAGUUGCACAGUUCUGAUCCAAACCACAAAUUUCUUUGGCAUGCUUGGAAAUAACAGUACUGAAAAAUGCCACACUAUAGAAGAAACGAGGAAAUUGCUGGAGAAUGUGCCAAAAAAAUGGAACAAAGGCAUAACAGUGUAGUGCUCAGCCAUGCACGCAUGACAAUAAGAGGAGGUCACCUAAAGACUGGGCUGGGUGAAUGAGUAAGGAUGAGUUUGUGUGUGAGGGGGAGUGCGGAUGCUGCUGGGCGCCCAGGCAUCUGUGUGAAUCAGGAACAGAACAUGUGGGCAAUGAAGCGAAGCAUUCUUCCUCUGGUGUGCUUCAGUUCACAAUAUUCAAAUUGGGACUGCUCUGUUUUCUAGUGGAUAAUAACACGGGGCUUUGUACAUCACCGUUAAUUUGCACGCAGCAACGGAGCUGGCAGCGUAUGGGAGGGGAAGCGUUAGAAUGGGGAGAUUUCUGACCCUGAUGGCUAUGUAGAUGUUUAAGUGUUGGAAUAAUCCCUCCUCGGUAAUUUCUCUUAGCUCUUUUGCAUGCUGUUUAAAUUUAAUUCCUGUCACCUGUUGAAAUUAACACGGGGCUAUUCUCAUUUCUUGUGGAAUACCGUUAUCCAUUAUUAUCAUUAGAUCAAGUCUAAUGGUCUGUGCAGCACCUAAUCCUGCCUGGUUUGGAGUAAAAACCUGCAAAAUGCCAGAGGUUUCAUCAGGGUCUAUCCUUACUAGUACUGUUGAAAUCUUCAGUGCAUUGUUAAUGAUGUACAACUCCUCUCCUUCUUCUUUCCUAUUUGAAGUUGUGGUUUUUUUUUCGUUCUCCUUAUGUACGACAUAUGUUGUCCUUUAUUUUAUUUUUACUGAUUAUUUCAUUUUCUUCAACAUUUUCGUGCCUUCAUUUUCUAAACCUUUGUAUGGUAACUGUUGAGUCACGGUCUGAACCACUGAUUGAGCACCUGGGGUAAGGACCUGGUCAGCCCUUGGAGCACAGGUGAAGGCAGUUCAGCUGUGUGAUAGAAAGGGGUAGAGCCUGGCUGCACUUCUCUUAGACCUCAUUUAAGGGGCUGACUGCCAUAGGGGAAGGAUCUCUGCUUGGAGAUCCUUCCUUGGAGAAGAUUUCCCCUGUGAACCUGGCAUCUUCUGAUACAGAUUUGGCAUCAUUCUUUCUACAAUGAGCUCCGCAUUGCACCAGAGGAGCACCCUGUGCUGCUGACCGAGGCCCCAUUGAACCCCAAGGCCAACCGUGAAAAAAUGACUCAGAUUAUGUUUGAGACAUUCAACGUGCCAGCCAUGUAUGUAGCAAUUCAGGCAGUGCUGUCUCUGUAUGCAUCUGGAAGAACCACUGGGAUAGUUUUGGAUUCUGGGGAUGGUGUCACACACAAUGUACCCAUCUAUGAGGGCUAUGCCUUGCCUCAUGCUAUUAUGAGGCUGGACCUUGCAGGCAGAGAUCUGACUGACUAUCUCAUGAAGAUUCUUACAGAGAGAGGCUAUUCUUUUGUCACCACUGCGGAACGGGAGAUUGUGAGAGAUGUAAAGGAGAAGCUUUGUUAUGUGGCUUUAGAUUUUGAAAAUGAAAUGGCAACUGCUGCUUCCUCCUCCUCCCUUGAAAAGAGCUAUGAACUUCCUGAUGGACAAGUCAUCACCAUUGGAAAUGAAAGAUUCCGAUGCCCAGAAACUCUCUUCCAGCCAUCCUUUAUAGGGAUGGAGUCUGCAGGUAUCCAUGAAACUACAUACAACAGCAUUAUGAAAUGUGAUAUUGACAUUCGCAAGGAUCUAUAUGCCAACAAUGUACUCUCUGGAGGAACCACAAUGUAUCCUGGUAUUGGUGACCGUAUGCAGAAAGAGAUCACAGCUUUGGCUCCAAGUACCAUGAAGAUUAAGAUGAUUGCACCACCAGAACGUAAAUACUCUGUCUGGAUUGGGGGUUCAAUAUUGGCAUCCCUCUCCACUUUUCAGCAAAUGUGGAUUAGUAAGGACGAAUAUGAGGAAGCUGGGCCCUCCAUUGUCCAUCGCAAGUGCUUUUGAAUGCUUCCGUUGGCUACUGUCUGUGAUAAGUAGUGCUGUUUCUCUACACCUUACCUGCUCUUCUUUGCUAUGAGUGAAUCCUGGUUUGGCUUUCCUCUAUUUGCAAUAAAGCACACUGUGUGGAUGUCAUAUGAAUUAGUAUAUUACUUCUAAGCUUUUAGUGCUCAAACAAGACUAACAUUUCAGUGAUGAGUAUUUUUCAAGAGGAAUUACAGCAAUUAUAGUACACAGUUUGUAGACACCUCCCCAGUUUUUAAGGAUCCAACUGCCGUACAUGGAGGAGGUGGCAUACCUUACAGCUAGUAAGUUAUUCAGUUAGUCUCUGCUAAUUGGGGUUAAGUCUGAAGAACAUAAGUAGUAUAGGAUUCUUUCAAACCUAUGCCUGAUGCAAGAUUUGAGCACCACAUGUGGCUUAUUUUGUGCAGUUCAGUGGCAGACAGGAUUUUUCUAAGGGGAUUUAUUUUACUGAGGAUACAGCGGAUUUAUGUGGGAACUACUGAGCACAUAGUGCUCAGUUGGUAGUGCUCGUAUGGAUGUGUUUCCUUUGUCUGCUGAAAUUGUUUGGCAGGAGUCCUUUGUCCCUAUGACCACCACUCACCAACAGCAGUGAGUUUCAACAAGCUACAGUGACAUUUGCACAUAGGCGUAACAGGCUAACUUAAUUCUAAUAUUGUUUUAUUCAUCUCUUUUACUGGGCAGUCAGAUGACAUUUCGUCUACUUCAUCUGUAUCUGUGCUAUGCUAAGCUAAUGGUUACUGAGUAAAUAAUAACCUUUUAAGUACGUUAUUAAAAUAUUCUGGGUUUAAUGGAUCAAUGAAAGUGUAAUUAUCCAUGUAAUGGUGGCAUACAUUAAUUUCACAGAGUUUACUUUAUCUGUUAUACAUAAAAUAAUAAUUACUGAGUUCUAAUUUAAUUUUAUUUUGAAUAUGGUUUCAUUUCCUCUGAGUUUUGUAGUCAAAUAAUUUUUAAAUGAAAACAAGAUUGUUUCACAAUUUCCAUUAACAAUUUACAUCUUCCUGAAUGAGGAAUGUUCAUAAUGUUUGGUUUUUUUUAAACGAUGAUUAAAGCAAGUUACAUGGAGAUCACGUUUUACUGUUUCAGAUACCAGACAAAUGUCUUCUAUAUGAUUUUGGAUUGGUGGUGAUAUAGGUUUUGACACUGUUCAUGAUUUAAAUAAAACUUUUUAAGUUACUGCA